AUGGCUGGCACAAGGUCCUCACGGCGGCAGCAGAGCCGCCUCACGUUCACACCACUUCCAUCCUCAAGCCCCGCCGCGAAGGGCUACAACGCCCAGAUCCAAAGCCGCGCUGCCGCAGUAUCUAUCGACAGCCCUGCAAAGAGGCGCAAAAUAUCAAACAACAGCAACGCGAGCGCAAACAUUCCAACUCCAGCCGCAUCACAUGAAGAGGAAGAUGGAGGUAGCGAAAGUGAACCCGUGCGGUCAACGCAGCGGAAGAGCGUGCAGCAGGCGACCAAGAAGCGGUCCAGGGCUACGCAGAAGCCGCUAGACUUCUCCAGCUCACGGGAUCCUGAAUCGUUCAGCUCACCUGUGCGACUAGCUUCGUCACCUUCGAGGCCUCAGUCUUCUGCCCAGGCUGGCAUGUUCACUUCUCAGCGGAGCCGCCGGCCAGUGGUGGAUGUCUCAAGCGAGGAGUCGGACGAAGAGCUUCCGUCAGUGUCUCAGCUUGCCACGCGAAAGAAACGCAGUCAGCAGUCGAAGGGCAAAAGCGGGAGCAGGAGAACAAGAAGCACACAACCACCAGUCGCGAUCAACGACUCAAGCGAUGACGACGUAGUGGUCACACACCAGCGAUCGGACCCUAUCAACAUCGAAAGUGACGAAGAGGACGAGGAAGACGAAAUGCCGACGACCACAGGCACACAACGACGCAAGCGGCAACGUCGCGGCUCGCACAACAGCUUCAUUAGCUCUUCGCCGCCACGCAUGGCCAGCAGUGACAGCGAUAGCGACAUUGAGAUCAUCGAGCGGCCGAGGAAGCGAGCCCGAGCAGCUAGUGAAGAUGACGAGGACGAGCCCACCACACCUCGACGAAAGAUGCUUUCACAACAGGAGAAGGAGGAGCUAGCAGAAGACAUCGACUUUUUAAAAGACAGUGGUGAAGAUGACGCGCCGCGUGGUUCCCGAGCGACCCAGAGUGGACCGAAGAACGCGAGGAUGACAGCGCUCGAACAGCUACGUCGUAAGAGAGCCGGUGCGCCUGCAACCGCCGAAGAGGAUGGGGAGGAAGGAGAAGACAAAGAACAGCCUGAAGAGUCGCGUGCUGGCAGCUUGGAGGAGGAGAACGACGACGCUGACGCUGGACCCAUGAGCAGCGCGCGCUUCUUCCGCGAGGACGAGUACGAUGCUGAGUUCGUGGAGGAGGGAGACGAGGAUGAGCCUCUCGGUAUUCCGAGCCUCCCGAUCAAAUACUCGAGAUAUGCAAAGAUGCGGCCUAAGGAGUUAUUCGAAUUCGCUGUCGAAUGGAUGGUUCAGAAGAAGAUCAACCCGGCCUUUGACUCGACUGACGAAGUCUACGAACUCACCUUCCGCAAGCUCAACGAUGAGACCAAAGGCCUGGUGAAGUCAAAGUUUGUUUCCAGCGUCUGGACACAAGAGUUCGCAAUCGCCCUGCAAGCCAGGCCGGACUUUGCAGAGCAGGCGAUUCCGGCAGAGCAAGAUACCUGUGACGCAUGCAACCGUACUGGACAUCCGGCUACGUUUGAGAUGCAGUUUCAAGGCAAGCCGUAUCACCCAGAGACUUUGGAAGAGGUAGACGGGAACGAUGCAGAGGAUGAAGACGACGAUGACGUAGAUGCAGGCGACCGACCUGGCCGAGAUGCUGACGGUAGGGUCGUCGAGCCUGAGAACCGCAUCUUCCGCGUUGGGAAGUUCUGCAGGAUCAACGCUAUUACUGCCCAUCCAUUGCAGCACUGGCGCCACCAUCUGAACGAAGUUGUUGUUGAGUGGUUGGUUAAUCAUGGGUACAACACUCCGCAGAGGAUUGUCGAGAGGGACGGUUGGAGCAUUGCGAAGAGGGGCCAGCUCGCGCAGCAGAUCACCGACCGCAUGAAGACGGAGGGCGUGAUCAAGGAGCUUUGGAAGACGUUCAGCCGUAAUGUUGAUGAUGCGCGGAAUGCGAAGCAGGGCGGAAGGGCGAGAUUCUAG
Messenger RNA from Saxophila tyrrhenica, 1968 nucleotides. RefSeq lists its product as uncharacterized. The transcript has a single exon. NCBI's taxonomy places the organism in Eukaryota, Fungi, Ascomycota, Dothideomycetes, Mycosphaerellales, Extremaceae. Bases 1 to 1968 code for a protein of 655 amino acids. Gene Ontology annotation, cellular component: nucleus. The record is from RefSeq and is a predicted model, not a curated record.